ACUUGUCCAAAGCCACACGGGCAAGCAAGUGGAAGAGGUAGGAUUAGAACUCAGGUCCUUUCUGCAUCCCACCUGGUCAUGCUGGUUCCCCCGGGGCCCGGAGAGCACAGCCAGCCUGGAUGGAGAGGUCCAGCAUGAUGUUCCAGAUCCCUCUGCCCCUGGACCGGGAUGGGACCUUGUUCCGGCUCCGCUUCACGGUGCUGGCGGUGGGGACGGUGUGCUGUCCGCUCUUCGGCUUCUCCUUCUGUGUCUUCUGGUCCUUGCUGUUCCACUUCAGGGAGACGACGGCCACACACUGUGGGGUGACCCCCGGCGCCAUGCUGCCCGCCACCUCGUUCCCGUUGGACCCGGACGGGACGGUGUUCCGCCUGCGCUUCACCUCCGUGGCCCUCUUGGUCGCCUUCUUCCCCUUCUUCGGCUUCUUCUUCUGCCUCGUCUGGUCCCUGACCUUCCACUUUGAGUACACCGUGGCCACCGACUGUGGGGUGCCCAACUAUUUGCCGUCGGUGAGUUCGGCCAUCGGGGGUGAAGUUCCCCAGCGGUACGUCUGGCGGCUGUGCAUCGGCCUGCACUCGGCGCCCCGCUUCAUGGUGGCCCUCGCCUACUGGAACCACUACCACAGCCGCCCGUCCCCCUGCCUCGGCUGGGCCCAGCUCUGCCACCUCAACUUCGGCCUCAACGUGCUGGAAAACUUGGCCCUGCUCAUGCUCACCUACGUCUCGUCCUCCGAGGAUUUCGCCAUCCAUGAGAAUGCCUUCAUUACCUUCAUCGCGGCCGCCCUGAGCCACAUGCUGCUCACCUGCAUCCUGUGGCGGCUGACGAAGAAACACACAGUAAGUGUGGAGGAGCGCAAGUCGUACAGCUGGAAGCAGCGGCUCUUCGUUAUCAACUUUGUCUCUUUCUUCGUGGCCUUGGGCGUCUACUUCCGGCACAACAUGUACUGUGAGGCGGGAGUGUACACCAUCUUCGCCCUCCUGGAGUACAUGGUGGUGCUGUCCAACAUGGCUUUCCACAUGACCGCCUGGUGGGAUUUCGGCAACAAAGAACUCCUCAUUUCCUCACAGCCUGAGGAAAAGCGCUUCUGACCUCCCCAAUCUGGGGGUGUGAGGUGGGGAGCAGCCAGAGGGAACAGACCCAUUUAGUCUGGGCCCUCGCACCCUCACAUCUUCACCCUUGGCUAACUGCAGGGUGGGGCAGAGUGGGGAGAGCUACCCC
This is a messenger RNA of Tachyglossus aculeatus (Australian echidna), 1215 nucleotides long. It is a transcript of the gene PGAP2, whose product is annotated as post-GPI attachment to proteins 2. Bases 120 to 1085 code for a protein of 321 amino acids. The record is from RefSeq and is a predicted model, not a curated record. NCBI's taxonomy places the organism in Eukaryota, Metazoa, Chordata, Mammalia, Monotremata, Tachyglossidae. Gene Ontology annotation, cellular component: endoplasmic reticulum membrane; Golgi membrane. The transcript has 7 exons. Gene Ontology annotation, biological process: GPI anchor biosynthetic process.